This is a messenger RNA of Vigna radiata var. radiata (mung bean), 1590 nucleotides long. Its product is annotated as endoglucanase E1. The record is from RefSeq and is a predicted model, not a curated record. The transcript has 3 exons. The coding region runs from base 1 to 1590 and encodes 529 amino acids. Lineage: Eukaryota; Viridiplantae; Streptophyta; Magnoliopsida; Fabales; Fabaceae. Gene Ontology annotation, molecular function: hydrolase activity, hydrolyzing O-glycosyl compounds.
AUGAUGAAUUCGUGGGUCGUAUUAGUGUGGUUCUUAGCCAUAUUCACAUCAUGUUGCAACUCCAUGCCUCUAUCGGUUCAGAAGAGAUGGAUAAUAGACGAUGCAACGGGAGAACGAGUUAAACUACACUGUUCUCACUGGGUGGCUCAUGCCAAGCCCAUGCUUGCUGAGGGUCUCGACAAAUUACCCAUGAAUGUCAUUGCAGCUAAUGUUGCCAAAGCAGGAUUCAACUGUGUUCGUUUGUCUUAUGCGACCUACAUGUUCACUCGUUAUGCCAAUAACACCGUCCGUGAUAUUUUCCACUCUUAUGACAUUCCAGAGAUCGCGACAGCCAUUGAGAAACACAACCCUUCUGUGCUUAACAUGACCCAUCUUCAGGCCUAUGAGGCUGUCGUUGAUGCUCUAGGGGAACAUGGAGUCAUGGUGCUCAUUGAUAACCAUCUCAGUUUGCCAGACUGGUGUUGUGCCAAUAACGAUCAAAAUGGAUUCUUCGGAGACAGGCACUUUAACACUACUGAAUGGAUUCAAGGUUUGGCCUUUGUAGCACGCCACUUCAAGGGAAAACCCAAUGUGUUCGCCAUGGACUUGAGAAACGAGCUAAGGGGUUCACGUCAAAACUGGAAUGUUUGGUACAAGUACGUGAGCGAAGGAGUGAAGACGAUUCACGAAAUUAACCCGGAUUUACUGAUCAUCGUUUCAGGGUUAAGCUUUGACAACGACCUUAGCUACUUGAAGACAAGGCCUCUUGAUUUGAACAUCGCUAACAAAAUUGUGUAUGAGUCGCAUGUAUAUUCCUUCUCAGGAGACACGGGGAGGUGGCACGUGCAGCCGACCAAUUGGGUGUGCAACGCCACCAUUCAAUUGUUCAUCCAACAAUCGGGUUUUCUUCUGAGUGGUAAGAAUCCAGCACCUUUGUUUGUGAGUGAAUUUGGAUACAACAUGGAAGGUGGGAAUUUCGCUGAUGAAAGAUAUUGGCCAUGCAUUGUGUCAUAUUUUACCUCCGUGGAUUUGGAAUGGAGCUUGUGGGCUUUCCAAGGAAGCUAUUACUUUAGACAGGGAAAUGUUGGACCGGGAGAAACAUAUGGGGUGAUGGAUUCAGACUGGAAAGAUUAUAGAGAUCCAAAUUUCACUCAAAAGAUUCAGCUUCUGCAAAGGAUGAUUCAAGAUCCAAAUUCAAAGGCCUCAAAGUCUCAUAUACUGUUCCAUCCAUCAACUGGUUACUGUGCACAUGUGAAUGAUAAGGAGGUUGUAAUGGGUGAUUGUAAGAGUAACAGCCUGUGGAGUUUCGAAGGAGAUGGGUCUCCAAUUAGGUUGAUGAACUCUGCUAUGUGUUUGAAGGCAGUUGGUGAAGGGCUUCCUCCAUCUCUCUCGGAAGAUUGUUUGUCUGCACAAAGUUCUUGGAAAGCUGUUUCAAGGAGUGGUCUUCACUUGGCCAGUUUUGCCAAGGAUGGAGAACUUUUGUGCUUGGAAAAGGAUUCCAAUUCUACCAAGAUAGUCACCAAAAAAUGCAUCUGCAUAGGAGAUGAUGAUCCUUCAUGUUUGGACGAUCCCCUAAACCAAUGGUUCCGACUUGUUCCUACUAAUGUUUAG